Molecule: messenger RNA, 2092 nt
Organism: Phascolarctos cinereus (koala)
Lineage: Eukaryota; Metazoa; Chordata; Mammalia; Diprotodontia; Phascolarctidae
Gene: PARN
Product: poly(A)-specific ribonuclease
Biological process (GO): priRNA 3'-end processing; siRNA 3'-end processing; nuclear-transcribed mRNA poly(A) tail shortening
Cellular component (GO): nucleus; cytoplasm
Molecular function (GO): metal ion binding; RNA binding; poly(A)-specific ribonuclease activity
Source: RefSeq, a predicted model, not a curated record
GAAGGAAGGCUCGGGUGCCGCCGCCACCGCCACCACCGCCGCCUCUGCGACGCCGUCGGGGUGGGGGGGAGGGUGGGGUGACGACGAGGCUGCAGGAUGGAGAUGAUCCGGAGCAAUUUUAAAAAUAAUCUUCACAAAGUAUACCAGGCCAUUGAGGAGGCGGAUUUCUUGGCAAUCGAUGGGGAGUUUUCAGGAAUCAGUGAUGGACCUUCAGUUACUGCAUUAACCAAUGGUUUUGACACCCCAGAAGAAAGGUAUCACAAACUUAAAAAGCAUUCCAUGGACUUUUUGCUGUUUCAGUUUGGCCUUUGCACUUUUAAAUAUGACAGCACAGAUUCAAAGUAUAUAAUGAAGUCAUUUAACUUUUAUGUUUUCCCAAAACCCUUCAGUAGAACUUCACCAGAUGUCAAAUUUGUUUGUCAGAGCUCAAGCAUAGACUUUCUGGCAAACCAAGGAUUUGAUUUUAAUAAAGUUUUUCGCAAUGGAAUCCCAUAUUUAAAUCAGGAAGAAGAAAGACAGUUGCGGGAGCAAUAUGAUGAAAAACGUUCACAAUCCAAUGGUGCUGGAGCUUUGUCAUAUUUAUCUCCUAAUGCUUCAAAGUGUCCUGUGAUUAUUCCUGAGGAUCAGAAAAAAUUUAUUGAAAAAGUAGUAGAGAAAAUAGAGGAUUUGAUACAAAAUGAAGAAAACAAGAACUUGGAUUUAGAACCGUGCACAGGGUUUCAAAGGAAACUAAUUUAUCAGACUUUGAGCUGGAAGUAUCCCAAAGGCAUCCAUGUUGAGACUUUAGAAACAGAGAAGAAAGAGCGAUAUAUUGUUAUUAGCAAAGUAGAUGAGGAAGAACGUAAAAGGAGAGAACAGCAGAAGCAUGCUAAAGAACAGGAGGAACUAAAUGAUGCUGUAGGAUUUUCUAGAGUCAUUCAUGCCAUUGCUAAUUCUGGCAAACUUGUUAUUGGGCAUAAUAUGCUCUUGGAUGUCAUGCAUACAAUUCACCAGUUUUACUGUCCAUUGCCUGAGGACUUAAAUGAAUUUAAGGAGGUAACAACAUGUGUCUUCCCCAGGUUACUGGAUACUAAACUGAUGGCAAGCACACAACCUUUUAAGGAUAUUAUCAACAACACAUCCCUAGCAGAACUGGAAAAGCGAUUAAAAGAGGCACCAUUCAGCCCUCCUAAAGUUGAAAGUGCAGAAGGAUUUCCAAGUUAUGAUACUGCAUCUGAACAGCUCCACGAGGCAGGCUAUGAUGCGUACAUUACAGGACUGUGUUUCAUCUCCAUGGCUAAUUUCCUAGGUUCUUUUCUCAGUCCUCCAAAAAUUCAUGUGUCUGCCAGAUCAAAACUCAUUGAACCUUUUUUUAACAAGCUAUUUCUUAUGAGGGUCAUGGAUAUCCCAUAUCUCAAUUUGGAAGGACCAGACUUGCAACCUAAACGAGAUCAUGUUCUGCAUGUGACGUUCCCCAAAGAAUGGAAAACCAGUGACCUAUACCAGCUUUUUAGUGCCUUUGGUAAUAUUCAGGUAUCUUGGAUUGAUGAUACAUCAGCAUUUGUCUCUCUGAGUCAACCUGAACAAGUCCAGAUUGCUGUCAAUACCAGCAAGUAUGCAGAAAGUUAUCGGAUCCAGACUUAUGCUGAGUAUGUUGAAAAAAAACAUAUGGAUAAACAGAACAAGAGAAAAUGGACAGAAAAUAGUUGGAAGGAGGUUGAAAGAAAGCGGUUAAAAACUCAGUGCACAUCGUAUAUCCCACAGAGUCGAUAUUACUGUGUUAACAGUUUUACAGCUACCAGCACAGUAGGAAAGAGAAACAUGAGCCCCAUUCAAGAGGAAGCUGGCUCUGAAGACAUAGAGUCAGUGGAAAUAUCAGACUGUGAGCUUGAUCAGAUGGAUUCCUCUGCAGAGUCCCUUACAGAAGGGAAGAAAAAAGCCAAGAAAUGUAAAAAAAUGAAGAAAGAACUCACUCCAGCCGGAAACUCAUUGAGGUUCCUGAGGUCAGCAAGCCAGGAUUCGAACCUAGGAAGCAUCUCUAGCAGUUCUGCCAAGCUCUUUGAAGUUCCUGAUUCAUGGUAGCCAACAGUUGAAUGAAGAAAGCAGGGACUCG